CAGGAAAUCUCGUUAGCAGAAGGUAACGGCUCAAGUUUAAGCAAUGCCUACGUCACAAAUGUGGCACAACAAUGCUCGCAAACUCAUAAUAACGCCGUGUGACGUCAUAACGCUAUGCCAGUGGCGCAACCUUCUAUAAUACAUCGUGCAACGCAACACAAGUUGGCAGCUCUGUCGAUAAGUUUCAACCGCUUUUAUCGAUUACAUGCACAGCACGUGCAACGGACGAAAGCAGCAGUUUGAUUUUUUGUUUAUGCUGUUUUCUCACAUAAAAUAUUAAAUAAUGGACAAGAUGAAGGAAUAUCCAGAACUGACAAAUGCGCGACCCGUAUUCAAACAAAUACCCAAGUCGCUGAACAAGCAUCUAGCGAACUUGGGAGCACCCCAUGUGGACUCAUUUGAUGAGAUGUUGAGUGUGGGCCUAGACAAAUUGGCCAAGCACAUUAUACCACAACAAUUCCAGUCACCUGCUGGAGAGCGCGUCUACAUUCAUGUGGAAAACAUUUGGAUUGCGAAGCCGGCGGUGCCAAUGGACGUAAUUGAUGUGCGCACCCGGGAGAUUUAUCCGACAGAUGCACGCCAACUGCAUGCUACAUAUGGAGGCAUGUGCAGCAUACGUCUAGCUUGGAGUAUAAACGGUUUGGAAAAGACGCCGAUCAACAUGGAUUUGGGUGAAGUGCCCAUUAUGCUGCGCUCCAGCUCCUGUAACCUGCACAAGGCCAGUCCAAAGGAGAUGGUGAAGCAUGGCGAGCACGACAGCGAAUGGGGCGGCAUCUUUGUGAUACGUGGCAAUGAGAAAAUCGUGCGCAUGCUCAUCAUGACUCGACGCAAUCAUCCCAUUUGCGUUAAGCGCUCCUCGUGGAAGGAUCGUGGCCACAACUUCAGCGAACUAGGCGUCAUGGUGCAGACGGUGCGCGAGGAUGAAAUGUCGCUGACUAAUGUGCUGCACUAUCUGAACAAUGGAACCGCUCGCUUCAUGUUCUCGCAUGUCAAGCGUUUGUCCUACGUCCCAGUUUGCCUGAUCCUCAAGUGCCUGAUGGACUACACCGAUGAGCAGAUUUACAAUCGUCUGGUGCAGGGUUACGAGUCCGAUCAGUACUAUCUGAGCUGUGUGCAGAGCAUGCUGCGCGAAGUGCACAACGAGGGCGUCUACACCUCCGCCCAGUGUCGUUCCUUCAUCGGCACACUUUUCCGAUCGCGCAUCGCCGAGGUGCCCGAGUGGUUGCCCGAUGAGGCAGUCACUGAUUUCAUAAUACGCGAACGCAUCAUGGUGCAUCUGGACACAAAUGAGGAGAAAUUCCAAAUGAUUGUCUUCAUGGUACAGAAACUCUUUCAAUGCGCACAGGGCAAAUACAAAGUGGAGAACGUCGACUCGGCCAUGAUGCAAGAGGUGCUGCUCCCAGGCCAUCUCUACCAAAAGUAUCUAGGCGAACGUAUCGAGAUGUGGCUGCUGCAACUGCGCAAAUGUCUGCUGAAGAAGCUAAACACCCCAGACACGCUGUUGACCAGUAGCAUUAUGACUCAGUGCAUGCGACAAUCGGGAGGAGUGGGACGCUCCAUUGAAUCCUUUCUGGCCACAGGCAAUGUGAACACUCGCACAGGUCUGGGACUGAUGCAGAACAGUGGUCUGGUCAUCAUGGCCGAGAACAUCAAUCGCAUGCGUUACAUGUCCCACUUCAGGGCCAUUCAUCGUGGCUCCUACUUCACCACGAUGCGAACGACUGAGGCACGUCAGCUGCUGCCCGAUGCCUGGGGCUUCAUCUGUCCGGUGCACACACCCGACGGCACGCCUUGUGGUCUGCUCAAUCACUUGACGCUAACCUGCGAACUGUCCAAGCGUCCCGAUCCAAAGCUGGUUCAGGCCAUUCCCAAGCGUCUCUUUGAGAUGGGCAUGCUCCCGCUGACGCACCACAACUAUCCGGAUGCCAAGCUGUAUGUGGUGUUCCUUGAUGGUAAGCAUCUGGGACACAUCUUCCAAACCGAUGCCACCAAAGUGGUUGAAGACUUGCGCUAUGCCAAGAUCACAGGCGCAGUGCCGGAAAUGAUGGAGAUUGGCUACAUUCCCUUCAAGAAGAAUGGCCAAUUCCCGGGAUUAUACCUGUUCACCGGCCCCGCACGCAUGAUGCGUCCAGUGUGGAACAUCAAGUGGAAGAAGGUGGAGUACAUUGGUACACUAGAGCAGGUGUACAUGGAGAUAGCUAUCGAUGAGAAGGAGAUCUAUCCAGAGUUCACCACACAUCUGGAGCUCUCGAAGACACACUUCAUGAGCAAUCUGGCCAAUCUCAUCCCGAUGCCCGACUACAAUCAGUCGCCUCGUAACAUGUACCAGUGUCAGAUGGGCAAGCAAACGAUGGGCACGCCCUGUCUCAACUGGCCCAAGCAGGCGGCCAAUAAGCUCUAUCGCCUGCAGACGCCAGCGACGCCGCUCUUCCGGCCCGUGCACUAUGACAACAUACAGCUGGAUGACUUUGCCAUGGGCACCAAUGCGAUUGUGGCUGUAAUUUCGUACACUGGCUACGACAUGGAGGAUGCCAUGAUCAUCAACAAGGCGGCCUAUGAACGUGGCUUUGCCUAUGGCAGCAUCUACAAGUCCAAGUUCGUGGAGCUGUCCAAGAAGCAGAGCUACUUUGCUCGCCAUCCGCACAUGCCGGAGCUGGUCAAGUACCUCGACACCGAUGGACUGCCGCAUCCUGGCACCAAGCUGAGCUAUGGUUCUCCCCUUUAUUGCUACUUUGAUGGCGAGGUCUCCACAUUCAAGGUGGUCAAAAUGGACGAGAAGGAGGACUGCAUUGUGGACAGCAUUCGUCAGCUGGGGAGCUUUGACUUGACUCCCCGCAAGACCGUCUGCAUCACGCUGCGUGUGGCACGUCCUGCGACCAUUGGCGACAAGUUCGCCUCACGUGCCGGUCAGAAAGGCAUCUGCUCGCAGAAGUAUCCCGCCGAGGAUUUGCCCUUCACCGAGAGCGGACUCAUACCGGAUAUUGUCUUCAAUCCCCAUGGUUUCCCCUCGCGUAUGACAAUUGCUAUGAUGAUCGAGACAAUGGCGGGCAAGAGCGCAGCACUCCAUGGUGGCGUCUACGAUGCGACGCCGUUCCGUUUCUCCGAGGACAACACAGCCAUCGAUUACUUUGGAAAAAUGCUCGAGGCAGGUGGCUACAACUAUUAUGGCACAGAACGUCUUUACUCUGGCGUGGAUGGACGUGAAAUGACGGCGGAUAUAUUCUUUGGCGUUGUCCAUUAUCAGCGACUGCGUCACAUGGUGUUCGACAAGUGGCAAGUGCGCUCCACGGGCGCUGUUGAGGCACGCACCAAUCAACCCAUCAAGGGAAGAAAGCGCGGAGGUGGCGUACGUUUUGGUGAAAUGGAACGCGAUGCCCUGAUAUCGCAUGGCGCCGCCUUUUUGCUGCAGGAUCGUCUCUUCCACAACUCGGACAAGACGCACACGCUGGUGUGCCACAAGUGCGGCAGCAUCUUGGCGCCUGUCCAGCAGAUUGUCAAGCGCAAUGAGACAGGAGGUCUGUCGUCCAAGCCAGAGACUUGUCGACUCUGUGGCGACAGCAGCGGCGUGUCCAUGAUCGAAAUCCCAUUUUCCUUCAAGUUUCUGGUCACGGAGCUGAGCUCGGUCAACAUUAAUGCCAGAUUCAAGCUGAAUGAGAUCUAGGUACGCGGCUUUAGUUAUCCAUUUGUUGAUAUCCUUACUAUAAUAUCCAUUAUACAAUUAUUUUUAAUAAAGUUAACUCUUCUGAUUUCAAUUUU
This is a messenger RNA of Drosophila sulfurigaster albostrigata, 3756 nucleotides long. It is a transcript of the gene RpI135, whose product is annotated as DNA-directed RNA polymerase I subunit RPA2. Bases 284 to 3661 code for a protein of 1125 amino acids. The record is from RefSeq and is a predicted model, not a curated record. Lineage: Eukaryota; Metazoa; Arthropoda; Insecta; Diptera; Drosophilidae. Gene Ontology annotation, cellular component: nucleus; RNA polymerase I complex. Gene Ontology annotation, biological process: DNA-templated transcription. The transcript is spliced from 3 exons. Gene Ontology annotation, molecular function: DNA-directed RNA polymerase activity; DNA binding; ribonucleoside binding.